UCUGGCAUUUUUCCAUCUUUCUACAGGAAGGACAAUGUGAAGACCAUGGCAGACAGAGUCCUGCUCAUGCGUGCUCAGCUGAAGGAAAAACUCAAAGCACUCGGAACUCCAGGAACCUGGGAGCACAUCACUGAGCAGAUCGGCAUGUUCAGCUUCACCGGACUCAACCCUAAGCAGGUUGAGUACCUGGUGAAAGAGAAGCACAUUUAUCUAAUGGCGAGCGGGCGCAUCAACAUGUGUGGCCUCACCACCAAGAACAUCGACUAUGUGGCCGAGUCCAUUCAUGAGGCUGUCACUACAGUCCAAUAAGCACCUUUACCACACUUCCUGUUUGUGUGUGUGUGUCCACAGGAACAUAGACACGCGCGCGCACACACAAACAAACACACACACACA
This is a messenger RNA of Sinocyclocheilus grahami, 396 nucleotides long. RefSeq names its product aspartate aminotransferase, cytoplasmic-like. Gene Ontology annotation, molecular function: pyridoxal phosphate binding; L-aspartate:2-oxoglutarate transaminase activity. The coding region runs from base 46 to 309 and encodes 87 amino acids. Gene Ontology annotation, cellular component: cytosol. NCBI's taxonomy places the organism in Eukaryota, Metazoa, Chordata, Actinopteri, Cypriniformes, Cyprinidae. The transcript is spliced from 2 exons. Gene Ontology annotation, biological process: L-aspartate biosynthetic process. The record is from RefSeq and is a predicted model, not a curated record.